CUCUCUCUCUCUCUCUCUCUCUCUCUCUCUCUCGCCAUGAAUGAAAGCCUUAUCCUCAGGUAUGCCUACUAACCCUCAACUGCGCUCCAGCGACCGUCAGCAGCAACAACUACUAGUACACCCGGAGCCGGCCGAUCCACUCUCCAUCUGUCAUUCUCGGGUGGAUGGAACAAACACAUAACAGCUACAAGAAAACUAGUGCUGUGAUAUAAGUGAGAACUUCAGCGAUCCAGAAGAAGUGAUUAAACAGCCUCAGCCAUGGCGACAAUAGGGGAUUUCGACCCACUCAACUCCACCGUACCUGCGACAAAGAUUGAAAUCACCGUUUCCUGCAGAAACCUGUUAGACAUGGACACCUUCUCUAAGUCAGAUCCAGUGGUCGUGUUAUACGUGCAAGGCCUGGGGACCAAGGAAUGGAGAGAGUUUGGUCGGACAGAAGUGAUCGAUAACACGCUGAACCCCGACUUUGUGAGGAAGUUUGUCCUUGAUUUCUUCUUUGAAGAGAAGCAGAACCUUCGCUUUGAUGUGUACAAUGUGGAUACCAGGAGCUCCAACCUUUCAAAACAUAAGGACUUCCUGGGUCAGAUGUUCUGUACGUUGGGGGAGAUCAUCGGCUCGACUGGCAGUCGGCUGGAGAGGACGCUCUCUGGGAUUCCUGGGAAGAAGUGUGGAAGCAUCGUCUUCUCAGCAGAGGAGCUCAGUAACUGCCGGGACAUAGCCACCAUGCAGCUCUGUGCCAACAAGCUGGAUAAAAAGGAUUUCUUUGGCAAGUCUGACCCUUUCCUUGUCUUCUACCGGAGCAACGAGGAUGGAACGUUCACCAUCUGCCACAAGACUGAGGUGAUCAAGAACAAUUUAAACCCUGUUUGGCAGCCGUUUACGAUCCCUGUCCGAGCACUUUGUAAUGGAGACUAUGACAGGACGGUCAAGGUGGACGUAUACGACUGGGACAGAGACGGGAGUCAUGACUUUAUCGGAGAGUUCACCACCAGCUACAGAGAACUUUCCAGAGGCCAAAGCCAGUUCAAUGUCUAUGAGGUUUUGAAUCCCAAAAAGAAAGGCAAGAAGAAGAAAUAUGUCAAUUCAGGAACGGUGACUCUGCUGUCUUUCAAAGUGGAGUCAGAAUGCACGUUUGUCGACUUCAUCAGAGGAGGGACACAACUCAAUUUCACUGUGGCCAUAGACUUCACAGCAUCCAACGGUAACCCGUCCCAGCCCACCUCACUGCACUACAUGAAUCCAUACCAGAUGAAUGCAUACGCCAUGGCGCUGAAGGCUGUGGGGGAGAUUAUUCAGGACUAUGACAGCGACAAACUUUUCCCAGCAUAUGGCUUUGGAGCUAAACUCCCUCCAGACGGCAAGAUCUCCCACGCUUUCCCACUGAACUCAAAGGCAGAAAACCCAAACUGUGUGGGCAUCGAGGGUGUACUUGAGGCUUACUUCCAGAGCCUGCGAACUGUUCAGUUGUACGGUCCAACCAACUUCGCACCUGUCAUCAACCAGGUGGCUCGGUGUGCUGCAGAAGUGACUGACGGCUCCCAGUAUUUUGUGCUGCUGAUGAUCACAGAUGGCGUCAUCUCAGACAUGGCUCAGACCAAAGAGGCUGUGGUCAACGCAGCCUCCCUGGCCAUGUCUAUCAUCAUUGUAGGAGUUGGCCCCGCUGAGUUUGAUGCUAUGGAGGAGCUGGAUGGGGAUGAGGUCAGAGUGUCCUCCAGGGGACGCUUUGCUGAGAGAGACAUCGUCCAGUUCGUUCCUUUCCGAGACUACAUCGACCGCUCAGGGAACCAGGUCCUGAGCAUGGCCCGGCUGGCCAAGGACGUCCUGGCAGAGAUCCCAGACCAGCUGCUGUCUUUCAUGAAGAACCGGGGGAUCGAGCCCCGGCCCCCACUGUCUGCCAUCUCAGACUCCCCCUCGAUGUCCACCACCACCACAACCACCGCUCCUGCCAACAAGGAGCGCAACAUGCACGCCUGAGACGAGCACAGCGAGUGGAGCAGUAGGGUCGUUGCAGAUAUGAGCAAAGAGAGAUGUGUGUUUGUCUCUGUGUGUGUAUGUGUUGCAUGGUUUCAGGGUUUCAGGGUACUAGACAGGAACUGAGUCAGGAUUUUGAAGACUGAUGGCGACAACUACCAGAAGAGAAUACAUCUUUUAAACGUGUUGGAGGGGAAGUUUCCUUUGACAAGAUUUGGACCUGACAUGUAGACAUGCACUUUGAUCCUUUCAACAUUUCUGAUUGUGACUUUUGUCAGCACCUUUCAAAUAAGUGACUAAUACAGACAACACUUCUUCUGCAGAGGUUGAGUCCAUACCUCCGUCUGCCCCACUUCAGUUUCUGUGACACUGUUCCUGCUCACAGUGAUAAGAGUGACUGCUGUAAUAGAGUAAUAAAUCCUGAAGUAGCCAGCCAAUUGAUUUCUAUCUGUUGUGAAGAAAGAUGGCACUGAGGCUGAUGUCCUUUCCUUGUUUGUUUACUCUCAGGGCAUUUUAAAGGCUUCACAGUAACACAGGGGGUCUGAAAAUAGAGAAGCAUAAUUUAAACCCUGUUCUGGUUGUGACUUCGGACACCCAGUGGAAACCAGUUCUUUUUAUUGCUUCAUGAAAAUGUAUGCUCUAUGUUUAUGUAUGCUAAAUAUGAAAAUUGAAAUGUGCUUUUAUGUAAAGGGGUGGUGAAUGCUCUACAUUUCAAGGUCAACAUCCAGAGACUUAGCGAUGGCAAGUCUAAACUAAUCCCACUAGGACACUUGAAAGCGCCUGGUGAAAGCAGGAAAUAUAUAUAUGGCCAUGAAAUUGGCCCGGGAUGGAGAACAGACUGAAAUAUUCCCCUCUCCAGCAUAUCCACUUUCCCCAGCCACCGUACAAUUUAAUAUCAGGAGGGACAGACUAUUUCAGCCCCAUAUUGCAAAGCUGAAUAUUGCCAUGUCUGUGCUCUGCUGUUCCCCCUCUUCCUCCAAAUUGUAACUCUCUCAGCUGGGGCUGUCAUUUGGGAUGAAUCAUUCAUGAGGUGGCUGCCUCUGGUUCUCAAGCUGUCUAGAGCAUGUACCUGUUUAAAAUGAAUAGAGUUGGUCAGUGCACAUUUCACAGGCCAGAAUACUUCAUAUGUAGCAGAGAAUGAGUGGAAGCGUCAGGUUCACCUUUAGUUUUCUUUUUCUUUUUUUUACUGGAGAGAAUACACCAACGAAAAGAGUGAGAAGGAGUGUGAGGUUUGGUAUGUAGUGCUGUGUCAAAGUUACUCAGACUGCCUGCCUUUGUUAGUGUAUGCACAGCUUCCUUCAUCACUUCUGGUGUUUGAUAUAACGUUGCAUAUUUCCUGCAGCUGUCAGUCACAACACUAGCUACUGUAUAAAGACUGAUUUGCGGUGAAUGCUGACUUUUUCCAGACAUAUCCUUUUUUUGUGAUUUCAUUUGUUAUGCUUUUGUUCUGCACAUGAAUGAUUCAAGCUAAAGUGAGUGAGUGCUCCAGUAGAAACCCCAGAUUCAUUUGUCUGUACAGGCUGUGCUGUAUUUUACAGCCAAGCCUAGCAAACAACUCAACAGAAUAAAAGUCCUCCAAACCUUAUGACACCAUAUGUCGUUGGUUCUUACCCUCAAUUAAGACCCACAAGCAAUAGUAUGUCUCUGCAGACCCGGAGACUGCAGAUUCAGACCUGCAGUUCUAGACUCCUUGUAUUUUGCGACAGUCCUUGCAACACAUUGAACAUUUCUUCAGUUGGGGCAAGUUUCCCCUUUCCCUUUUUGUAACAUGUAACACCUGAAAAGAGAGUGCUUAAUUAAUCAAAGUUAAUAUUAUUCAACCGUUUUACAGACAUAAACAAGGCCAAAACCUAAUAAUAGAAAAUACAUUUUGCAUCUUCUGCACUGGAAGAGCUUAAUUUCUGUCCAAUAAAUCUCUAAAUAUAUGCUAUAGAGUAGCCUCAUAUUUAUGUAGUGAUAAACACACGUAAUAAAUAAUAUAAUAAAUAAUAAUAUGUUACUUCAAAUAACAUAACUGAAUUUUGUUUUCACAUGGGACAGUCUACUGGAUGAAAGUCCUAGUUUGUUUAACCCUCUCACCCGCCCUAACAGUCAUUUUUCAUUUGUUUUAAUUACUUCCUCCCUGUGCACUUGCUAAUGUCACUUCUAUCUCGGCGUCCUUCAUAAUUACUACGGCUAGAGGCCACUGCUAACUAGAAACAUUAACAUGGGUCAUAAUAAGUUGCUCUACCAAUAGCACAUGGGGUUGAAUUUGGGGGAAGUACAUUAUCAAAGAGAAUAGUUCAACCUAACUGCAUCACAAAAAUAGAAAGUUGGGUAAUAACAACAAUAACAAAUGGAUUCAUCUGGAUUUGUCUGGAUAAUUAAGCAUGUGUCAUAAUGUAUCAGAAAGGAAAUGGAUAUGUGGCCUUAUUUAUGUCAUAAUCCCAGUAUGUGCGAGGGAGGACUCUAUUUUUAUAUGACAAAACAGGAAAUCUGUGUUAUUUUGCAUGCUUAUUGGGCCAAUAUGCUGCCAAUGAUUGUACUUGUCUGUAUCUUAUUCUGUAUUCAUAUUUGAAAAUGACUUCUAACAACAUUCCUACAUGUGUUGACUUAUGUACUGUGCAGGAGCGUUCUUUCUAUUUUUACUGUUAUUGUGUGCAGUAUAGUUGAAGGAACUGCCAAUGUAAUAAUCCAAAACAUAUAAGAGAUACAUGAGUUGUAGGAUAGAUUUGUAUCACACAGUCUUUAAAACAUGCAUGCAUGUGUGUGUUAUGGUCAACAAGUACACUCACCCAAAGUCACAAAACGUAUUGGAUACUUUUGUAUUAAGCAUGAGCUUUCUAUACAGUGUGUACAGUAGUUGAUUACACUGACAGACAAUACUGCUCACUACUUCUCCCCAGUCUAGUGUGUUCCAUACUGCUGACAUGUAGGUUCAAUGUAAAUACAUCUAAAGUGAUGUACAGAA
Molecule: messenger RNA, 4921 nt
Organism: Centropristis striata (black sea bass)
Lineage: Eukaryota; Metazoa; Chordata; Actinopteri; Perciformes; Serranidae
Product: copine-9-like
Exons: 20
Coding region: 259-1974 (571 amino acids)
Biological process (GO): cellular response to calcium ion
Cellular component (GO): plasma membrane
Molecular function (GO): calcium-dependent phospholipid binding
Source: RefSeq, a predicted model, not a curated record